Molecule: messenger RNA, 473 nt
Organism: Aethina tumida (small hive beetle)
Lineage: Eukaryota; Metazoa; Arthropoda; Insecta; Coleoptera; Nitidulidae
Product: flexible cuticle protein 12-like
Exons: 3
Coding region: 97-420 (107 amino acids)
Cellular component (GO): chitin-based extracellular matrix
Molecular function (GO): structural constituent of chitin-based larval cuticle
Source: RefSeq, a predicted model, not a curated record
CUUGGAGGGGAUUUUGGUCUUCGACUUCUUCGUAUAUAAAUCCAUCCAAAAUUUUUGAUCAUCAGUACGAAAACUGUUCAACCAAAACAAUUCAACAUGAAAGUAGUCGCCGUCCUCUUCGCCUUGGCCGCCGUGGCUGUUGCCGCUCCAACUGGAGAUGACAAAGACGCCACCAUCUUAAGAAGUGAACUCGAUAACAUCGGAACUGACGGCUUCAACUGGGCAUAUGAGACCAGCAACGGCAUCUCCGCCCAGGAACAAGGACAGUUGAACAAUGUUGGAACUGAAAACGAAUCCAUCGCUGUUCGUGGAUCCUUCAGGUACAUUGGACCUGAUGGUGUGACUUAUGAAGUCACCUACAUCGCUGACGAAAAUGGUUUCCAACCACAAGGUGCCCAUUUACCAGUGGCUCCACAAUAAAUGUAAAUUGUAAAUAAAAAUUUGUAUAUAAAAAUUGUAAUAACAAUGUGAUG